Truncatella angustata is the source of this 1905-nucleotide messenger RNA. RefSeq lists its product as uncharacterized. Lineage: Eukaryota; Fungi; Ascomycota; Sordariomycetes; Amphisphaeriales; Sporocadaceae. The coding region runs from base 1 to 1905 and encodes 634 amino acids. The transcript has 2 exons. The record is from RefSeq and is a predicted model, not a curated record.
AUGAGCCGACCGUCAAGCAGCAGCUCUAAUGCCAGUUCCGUUGUCAGCAGAGACAGCGUCAACGAAGCCGCGAUGCGCAGCCCUGCCAGUAGCCGGACGAGUUUUGGUUCAUGGGAGGCACAUCCUAGAAGACCGGAAUACGGGUGGCAGCGACCGGCUCCUAUCAAGCAGUACCGAAAGAAAGCAGUGCAGCCUGGCGAACAAUUUGCCGCCAUGCCAGAUGAGGUCCUGGACCUGAUUAUGAGUAACCUAAGGAAAUUACAUAUGGCCGAAGGCAGUUUCAGCUGUGCGACAUGCAUGAUGCGAGAUCUUUGCUCAGUUGCUUCAAGCAGUCGGCGAUUGCUCAAGGUCGCUCGCGAUGCCCUGUACGCAAACAUCCAGCUGGUCGGUUGCGACUCGCCGAUCGGAAAGAAGAAAUACAAAAUCAACCAUGGGUCACGGAUGGUGUUGCUUCGGCGCACGCUGAGGGCAAACCCUCAAGCUGCUGCUAUCGUGCGCACUUUGAAGGUUCCUGCCCAGCCUCCAGGAAUGGCUAUAGACCAGUACAUGAACCUGGUGGCCUCGGUUAUUAUGGCAUGCCCGAACUUUGAGCAAUUCCUAGGACCGCAUCAGUCUUACGACCACAACUUCAACCGCUUGUUUCAUGCCUUGUCAACACGAACAAAACUCAAGGAAAUGACUUGGGUGGUUGAACCAUCGUCCUCACAGCGACAACAUUCACGACCAAUGAAGGACACGGAGCCAGAAGAUCUGUUUCCUCAGCAAAGCACAGCGUUCCUCGAACUCAAUAUGCAUUGGCCACAACUCACCACUCUAUCUAUACACUGUCUUCCGGGAGCAGCUCUGACUCCCGUAUCACUAGUGGCAACAGCUAUAUCAACCAUGUCGUCCCUGCAGACCCUGCACCUAUCACACUUAUCCGAGACCUCAUUCGAUGAUACUGAUCUACUUGCAUUACCCUCACUAAAGACCCUAUCACUAUGUAACAUGCAAGGUAUCACGAGCACUGGAUUGUCAAACUUCACAACGCGCGAGACCAGUCAAUCCCUGAAGUCGCUUAGACUACAGCACAUGAACGUGGAAUCCCUUCCUGCUUUAGCACGGAUAUUCAUGAAUCUUUCAGCUCUGGAAUCCUUUACACUUCUCCAGUCUAGGAUUCCUACUCUCCCAGAAGGUGAACUGAUCUGGCUCUACCCUUAUCUGGUGUCCAAGUCCCUGCGAAAAAUCCACUGGGAUAUCACUGAGCUCGCAGCUUGUGCAAACCUUGCAGAUUCAGUCCUUGCAAAGAGCAUUGCCGCGAACGGCCUGCCCUCACUUCGCGUUUUGAGGACGCCAAAUGAUCCAGAGGGCAUCUUUCAGAGUCUCUGCAAGCCGGUAGAGAAGAUUGAAAAACCGAGUGACAAGUAUCUCGGACGCGGCUUGGUCGCCACUAUCGAUGCGACCCCCGGCACACCUAAAACCCCAACGACUCCGGGUAAAUCGCCGCUCAAGUCACCCAACGUCCCUCCAUUCGGCUUCUUUGAGCCCAAGCAGUCUGGCGACCUGCAUCAAGCCCGUCUUGCCGCGCAGAGACGGCUGGAAGACGCCCGCAGAAACCCACGCUUCACAGUAAAUGUCGUUGAUGAAGACGGGACCAUCCUGGAAAAUUGGGGCAUGGCCGGCUUUAUGGGCACGCUCGGAUCUCGAAUUGAAUACCGCCUCACGCCAGAUGCUGGUGCCUCUGACGAGAACGGCGGACUUGUCCAGUUUGCCGAUAUCGUCAGCGACACCCGUGAAGACCUACGUGACAGAGAGGGCUGUACUGGUCGCUGGAACAAUUACGGCUACACCAAUUACGACCGAAAGGAGAAGGAGAAGUGGUGGCAUCCUGAGCGCGCCAGGUGGACUGAGAUCCGCUUGUCCUAA